This is a messenger RNA of Acomys russatus (golden spiny mouse), 4107 nucleotides long. RefSeq names its product A-kinase anchor protein 17B-like. The coding region runs from base 533 to 3349 and encodes 938 amino acids. The transcript is spliced from 8 exons. NCBI's taxonomy places the organism in Eukaryota, Metazoa, Chordata, Mammalia, Rodentia, Muridae. The record is from RefSeq and is a predicted model, not a curated record. Gene Ontology annotation, molecular function: RNA binding.
GCCCGCUGAGGGAAAGGAGCUGCCUUGGCGCGCGCGCUCCUGUAGCCCGGCAGCCCUCAGCCGGGAUCCAGGAAGCGGCGACCAGGAAGCUUACGGGGGCCCUCGGGAGGCGAGGGGCGCACGGGGCGUUGGCACAGGCGCGCGCGUGCUUGCGUCGCCGCGCGCCUCAGUGUCGCGACCUGAGCCAUUCAACAGCUGGCCUCGCCCGUGGCGGUCGCAGGGAGCGACGGGGGAGUGUUGGCGCUUUGACACUGCGGCGGUCGGGAGGCGGCGGCCGGAGCUGUGGCGGUUUCGUUCUCCCAGCGGAGCCCUAGCGUGGAAGUUCGGCGGUUUGCUGAAGCGCCCGUUCUUCGAGGGUGAACUCAUUUUAACACAUCACUACAGCCUCCAAAGUGUCUGAUGGAAUAGGUGAUUGUGUCCCUUCCUUAGGAUGUCACAGCACAGUGGUACCAUGAAGAGAUCGCAUGAACCGUGCCCUUUGUGAUAUUUUCUUCUUUGACACAUUUUCUGCAAAAGGUGGUGUGAGGACACCAUGACAGUCACAGUGGUUUAUGAUAACUCUGAGGCAACAGAGCUCUGUGCUGCUCAGCACCUCUACCUCAAGCCUAUAGCAAAAUUAAUGAUCAACGUAUUGCUUCCAGAAUGUAUAGAACCUGUGAGGCCCUUCUCUAACUGGGAAGUUCUUGACCAACUGAAAAGUCUGAUUUGCCCUGACCAGUUUACCACAGUGCGACUCUCCAAGAGUACAAAAGACUUUAUCCGAUUUGAGGGUGAAGCUGAAACCCGAAGUUUGGUUCAGAUCCUGAAAGCAAAGUUACAUGGGAAGAUCAUCAAGCUAAAUGGUUUGAAAACUGACUUAAAAGUAGUAGCUACAGAUGCCCAGGGAGAGUGGGAACACUUCCCCAAGGAGAAAGAGGCCUCAGUGAUUGAGGGAGCUGAAGAGCAAGACCAUGAUAAGAGUCCAGAUGCCAUCUAUUUUGAAGGCUUGCCCUGUAAGUGGUUCGCACCUAAAGGUUCCAGUGGGGAGAAGCCCUGUGAAGAGAUCCUUCGAGUAGUCUUUGAGAGUUUUGGGAAGAUCAAGAAUGUGGAUAUCCCCAUGCUUGACCCCUACAGAGAAGUCAUGACAGGUGGGAGCUUUGGGGGUUUUAACUUUGGCUUGCAAACAUUUGAAGCCUUUAUACAGUACCAGGAGUCAACUGACUUUAUAAAGGCCAUGGAAUCCCUUCGAGGAAUGAAGCUGAUGCUUAAAGGAGAUGAUGGCAAAGCUCUGGCAUGUAACAUUAAGGUUAUGUUUGAUACAACCAAACAUUUCAGUGAAGGAGCUAUACAGAGGAGGAAUCAGGAAAGGCUAAAAUUACAAGAGCUGGAGGAAGAGAGGAAAAAAGAAAAGAAGAGAGAAGAGGAAGUAGCUGAAAGAAAAAGAAAAGACGAAGUGAGGAAAGCCCAAGAAAAGAAAAAAAAGGCCAGAGAGAGGAGGCGAGCUCUGAAGGAAAGAGACAGACACAGGCAAAGAAAGGAGAAGGUGAAAGCUAAGGCUGAGGCUCAGCAGGAGCUGGACUCUUCGGAAGAGUGGGAGGAGCGGAAGUACUUGCUGGCUCAGAGGCGGGUUGAGGCCCUUCGUUUGCUCCGGGUACUCCUGAAGAAGAUUGCGGUUUGGAUAAAAAAGGAGAAGAACCUUGAGCCUUGUCAAGCUCAUAUUAGCCUUCUCUUGAACUAUCUGGGAUCUACACAGUGUAACCCACAGGAGCUUGAUCUUAUGACGCUUGAAGCUCAUAACAUCCCAGGGACCACAUUGAAAUCUCCAGAGGAAGAGGAAUCAAACACUCAGCAUCUUCUAGAUCGAGAAGAAAUGCCAAACAAUCAGGUUUCCAAGUCUGACACUAAACAAAAACAAAAAGCUAAGAAGAAAAGAAGUAAGGCCCAGUUACAGAAAUCUUCACACAGCCCUGGGGUGAAACAAAUAAGAUACUCUACUGGACAAAAGGAAACUGGAAAAGUGUUAUCUGAUGGAUGUGAUUACAGUUUGGUCUCUGAGCAAAAUCCUUUGGAGAGUACAAUGAUUCUGGAUCAAUCUCUUAAAAAAGAAGACCACAAGAGCUCUAGUGAAUCACAGUCUUCUAGACAAGCUGUGAUAAACCAUGGCAGGAAACAGAAGAUCUAUGAAACAGAUGAAUUUAUUAACUAUUUGUUAAACUAUUAUCAGACUCCGGAGUACGCCAGGUUCUCUCUUGAAACAAAUCACCUAACACGCACAUGUCAGUGGCAGAGAACUGUCUAUGCUAAGGGGAAUGGGUUUCAGAUCAACUUAAAACAUAGGUGCCAUUCAAACAGUCUGAGUGAAGUGGAGAGCCUGGAAGUGGAAGAGAAAGACCAGUUGAAGGUGUAUAUGGCAGAUCCUGAGAGUACAUCACAUAAGGCAGGCGAGGUCAGUUAUACCAAAGAAUUCACUAAGAAACUAAGAAACCAUGCUAAGCACCUACCAAGUGAAAGUGACAGUCACCUGUCCCCAAGUGAUGAAGAGAGCUAUCCUGUGGAAAAGAUUCACAGCCCUGAAGUUGAAGAUUCUCAACACACAAGAAAAAGUCCAGUUUCAUCGUUAAGAUCAGUAGAUGUAGGUUUGUCAUUGGCAGACUUCUUGGAGGAAAUUAGUAGUGAUUCUGAAUGCUUCAGUGAAACUCUUAGCAUAAACGAAGAGGAGAGAGAAAGCUCUGAGACUGUCUCUACUAGCUCCCCGGACAAAAGACUGCUUGAUACUGACAAAAUUAUUACUUGCAAACAGAAAACUAAGUCAAGUCAGCAGACCUUGUAUUCUGAGGGGAAAGAUGACCAUGAGGAGAGAUCCUCUAAACAGAAAGUUAGGGCACGAAGUAAAAGGUCCAAAUAUGGAUUGAGCUAUUCUUCACUUGAGGAUGACUGUGAUUCCACUAGAGUUGACAACAUGAGCAACACUAGGGAAAACCUAGGCCCUAGAUCCAUGAUUGAUGAAGGCUACUACCAUGAAUCCACCUCCAGUGAUGAGUUAGAGAGUACCCUGAGAAAGAGGAGGAGAGUUACCAGCAAUACAUUUGGCCAGAAUGUGAAAUACAGGCCCCUUCAUAUGCCAUUAAUGCCGCCAAAACAUGCUGGAGCUUUCUAUUUGGGCUAUUUCUCCAGAAAAAGGCAGAAUCCUUGGAAGCCAGAAGAAUAUAACCAGGAUCUAAGAAGAUUCAAAAGAUAUGAAAGGUCUGAAGAUUACAUGCUCAAUUCUGAUAAUUAUUAUAUCAGUCAUGAUGACAACCAGGAGCAUAUUGAGUAUGGAAGCUACUUAGGAGGCAGCUACUCCAACUCUUUGUAUUUCAAAAUGUUCUGAUGGCCACUUUGAUCAGAAACACCCUUAUUUACAAGAAACAGUUGAUGAAAAGAAAAACUUCAAACCAAAUAUAGCUAUGUUGUUAACAACCACUGAGCAAGGACUAGAAAAGAGGGUCAAGUGCAAAAGCUCUUUCCUUUUGCCAAAGUUUAAAGUGUGGAUCAAAAUGACUGCAGGUAUGUCAACAAGCUUUGGAAAUAGAAAACUGGUACAUUCUGAAGCUUGCUGAAACAAUGGAAUUGCAAAACUUCACAAUCCAAGGACAGAUUUUAUUUUAAGCUUUAAUUUGGUGCCAGUAAAGGAGCAGAUUAGCAGUAAGAAAGCUGACAGCCUUCUAUGCCUCCUUUGCUGUCAUAACACCAUCAUCAUCUUCAAAGAGGACAAAUAGUGGAACACGUUGUUAAAGUGUUCGUAGAUUUGGUCAGAAGCACUAUGUAUAGUAACAAACUUUGCUAAAUUUUACUUCAUCAUAAUUCUAGAUAAAGAAGAGAUCCAGAGGUUAGAAUGGAUAAUAGAUUUCAUGACUUUAGAAUUUCAUGAAGACCCACCAGAAGGAAAUGACUAUAUUCUUAAUACUCAGAGUCAUUCAUUUACACACAGUUUUAGAAGAAGAAUAUAAAAGGGGCUGGUUGUCCUUUGAUGGUUAAGUAGACGGGACUGUUAGAAUUUUUCUUGUUUUGUGAACCCCAUAUCUUUCCAUCAAAGCACCAGGAUUGAACUUACAAACCAGAGGGAUUUGCAAAAGGAAAUAUCAAAAU